AUGUCGAUGGGCUUGUUUAUUGCGGGAGACGUCUUCAUCUUGGUCGCGCCGGUCGCGUAUCUGGCUUUCAACUAUCUGGUCUUCGGUCGCAUCUCUCACAACCUAAAGAAUGACAGUCGCAUAUCGAAAGGCAGUGUCACCAUCGCAUCUCCACGAACGAUUAAGCAUAUAUUUGUCUGGUCGGAUAUUACCACAUUCUUAGCACAAUUUGCGGGGCAACUCAUGGAGAUCUCAUCCGACCAACGCAGCAACGGUAACAAGUUGACGCUAGCUGGAAUGAUUGCGCAGCUUAUAUCUUAUCUGUGCUUUAUAGCGAUCGUCACAGACUGUCGAUUCCGUAGAGUUCCAAACUUGAGAAGUACAGCCGUUGGCAGAAAUAUCGACAAAGUACUAAUACUGCUCGCAACUAGCUCAUUCUUCAUACUGGUCCGCCUCGUUUACCGAGUCAUAGAGUUGAGCGGUGGUGAGGGAAAUUCCGUGCAAAAGAGCGAAGCCUGCUUUUUCGUGUUUGACGCGGCACCGAUGCUACUGGCUAUCAGCGUCUGGCUGAUUUGGCCAUCACGUACAAUCAGUAUGAAGAAAUCAAACACAGGAUUUCAAAUUGAAGAUGGCAAGACUGAGUCAUAA
Molecule: messenger RNA, 627 nt
Organism: Wallemia ichthyophaga EXF-994
Lineage: Eukaryota; Fungi; Basidiomycota; Wallemiomycetes; Wallemiales; Wallemiaceae
Product: Protein RTM1
Exons: 2
Coding region: 1-627 (208 amino acids)
Cellular component (GO): plasma membrane; fungal-type vacuole
Source: RefSeq, a predicted model, not a curated record